Messenger RNA from Schistocerca americana (American grasshopper), 1814 nucleotides. Its product is annotated as multidrug resistance-associated protein 1-like. Gene Ontology annotation, molecular function: ATP hydrolysis activity; ATP binding; ATPase-coupled transmembrane transporter activity. The record is from RefSeq and is a predicted model, not a curated record. Gene Ontology annotation, cellular component: membrane. The coding region runs from base 1 to 744 and encodes 247 amino acids. The transcript has 5 exons. Lineage: Eukaryota; Metazoa; Arthropoda; Insecta; Orthoptera; Acrididae. Gene Ontology annotation, biological process: transmembrane transport.
AUGGUCGAGAAAUCAAUGAGUUGGGUGUUCAAUGGAGUAACACCAACAGGCAUAGAAUGGACCAGUGCAGAAGAGUUGACCAUAGUUGACCGCUGUGUGGAAAAUGACAGAGUUGGAAUAGUAGGCAGAACUGGAGCAGGCAAGUCUUCACUGACAUUAGCACUGUUCCGCAUCAUAGAACCAGCUGGUGGCUCAAUUGAGAUUGAUAAUGUCGAUGUAACCAAGCUGGGAUUACAUGUUCUGCGAUCAUGUCUCACUAUCAUCCCUCAAGAUGCAGUUUUAUUUUCUGGGACAUUGCGUCUCAAUCUUGAUCCUUUAAACAAGCAUUCAGAUGAGGAAGUAUGCCAUGCACUUGAACAGGCACAUUUGAAGACUUUUGUGGAAGGUCAUGCUGCAGGCCUCAGUCAUGAGGUUACUGAAGGUGGUGAGAAUCUCAGUGUUGGGCAACGUCAGCUGGUCUGCUUGGCCAGAGCCCUAUUGCGUAAGACAAAAGUGCUGAUUCUAGAUGAGGCUACAGCUGCUGUUGACCUUGAGACUGAUGACUUGAUACAGCAAACAAUACGCACAGAAUUUGAACAGUGCACAGUCCUGACAAUUGCUCAUAGGUUAAACACAAUCAUGGAUUACAACAGAAUUAUUGUGUUAAACAAAGGAAAAGUAGUAGAAUUUGAUUCACCUCAGUCACUGUUGGAGGACAGGACCUCUAUCUUCUACAGCAUGGCCAAGGAUGCAGGCUUAGUGUAACUAAAACAAACAGAAUAUAUAUCAACUAGAAGAGGACAAAAACCAUAUGUUCCUCCAGUUCAAAAAUCCAUCGUAUCCAACUGCUUCUUUCAAGAGAAGCAUGGUUAGCUGUAAACAGUUUAAUGAUUUCCAGAAGAAACUAUGUAUGGACACAAACAUACUUUUUGCCAGUAUUGUGUUUUUGUUCAGGACAUAGAAAACAGUACAAAAUCAAGAAUAACAGAUGCUACUUGACAUCCAUCAUUUAUCUUCAUAAUCGUAAAUGAUUGUUUAAUUUAAUGCUGUACAUGAUAUUUUGAAGCAAGAACUUGCCAAGAUUAUCAAGAAACAAGCUCUUUUUCUCAGCUUCACCGCAGCACAUUUUUUAAUCGCAUUUAACCUUCCAGCACUUGAUAAGCUAUCCAUUUUAGCACAUAUUUUGCAGAGGGAUGUUACUAAUACCAAUAAGUUAAUACAGUAUGUUUCUUGGUGAUCUUGCUUCCAUAGCCAUGUAAACUUUAGGCAUCCUGUGUACAAGAUGCCUAUGUUCAUUUUCUUUUAUAUUAGUGACUCAAUGACUCUUUUGUAACUCACCUCUCAUAAUAUUGGUCCUUGCAGUUUUAAUUCCACCAUGUCUUCUGUUACGGUCUUUUUAUCUGGCACAGGCAAAUAUUACUAUUUUUUAUGAUGACAAUGACAGUGGGAGGUGAUAAAUCAAUUUACUUCCUGCACUUAAAUUGAAAAAUCCAAAGCAUUAAAAUGGCAAUUUGUUGUUUUAUAUUUUUUGAUAGCUAAUUGAUUCAUUCCAUAGUUCAUUGUGGUAAAUAAUAACAACAUUGGAAAGUGUAGCUUCUGAUUUCCAUACUGAUGUUAAACUACAAUGUGAAAGCCUUGUUGCUGGUGGCAGAUGUGAUACAUCAUCCUCUUUUGUGUUUUAUUGUAUUAGUUAUUACAAAAGUACUUAUUUAUUUUGUAUUCAUCCGUGUCAAUUUUGUCAGUGACACAUUACAUCACAGGACAUUUAUGUAAAUGUAUAUGCAUUAUUAACAAUAUUAUGAAAAGGAAAGUUGCCACUCACCAUAUAACGGAGA